Kwoniella botswanensis is the source of this 825-nucleotide messenger RNA. RefSeq lists its product as uncharacterized. The record is from RefSeq and is a predicted model, not a curated record. The coding region runs from base 1 to 825 and encodes 274 amino acids. NCBI's taxonomy places the organism in Eukaryota, Fungi, Basidiomycota, Tremellomycetes, Tremellales, Cryptococcaceae. The transcript has a single exon.
AUGCCUGUCUCGUCAGACUUCUCAUCACCUGUCUAUUGGUCCAACCGAUUCGAAUCUGAGUCCUCGUUCGAAUGGUUGAUAUCGGAUGAAGACUUACUUCCAUUCUUAGAGGGAAAUCUACCUCAACCGUUUUCAGAUCAAGAUGACGAAUUGGUUUCGAUUCCGACAGUCAAUAACGAUGAUCAGCAACGGUCGACCAAUGCGAGUCCAACUCUGAAUAUUCUACAUUUCGGAUCAGGUACUUCCUCCUUAGGUUCAUCACUACAACGAUAUUUCGAUUCAGCCAAAUCUACGUCCAAGACAAAGGCAAAAGGAAAAUCCAGAGACAAAGUUCAAGUGUACGACUCAGAUUAUGUACCAACUCCUCAAUCAUCCCACCCUUCGGACGUCAAUGUACCAUUCAUAUUAUUAGAUGUAUUAUCACUACAAUCCCUGAAAUCGAAUACACCAGAGGGUAAAUGGGAUCUGAUAAUUGAUAAAUCAACUUGCGAUGCUAUAUCAUGUGGUGGUCCAUUACCCCGUUCGACAGUCGACCAAGGGGAGGAAGAGGAAAACGGAUCUCUAUCAAAUCGCAUAGAAAGAUUAUUAUACAAUUUAUCCAAAGUGACUAAAGUCGGUGGGAGGUGGAUAUCUACAUCUUACUCUUCUAAUAGAUUCGACGAUGAGAUAUAUACAAAAUACGGUUGGAAGUUGAUCAAAAAACAAAUGAUAUCUACUACUUAUAUACCUGGUGGGAGGAUCGUCAAGGAUCCGAGGAGUGGUGAGGAGAGGGUGGUACAUGAGCCUGAAACGGGGGUGUGGAUUUAUGUUCUAGAGAAAGUAUAG